Messenger RNA from Cuscuta epithymum, 2572 nucleotides. The record is from the annotation of a GenBank genome assembly. Lineage: Eukaryota; Viridiplantae; Streptophyta; Magnoliopsida; Solanales; Convolvulaceae.
GUUUACGUUGACUAAUUGUGAAGCUGCCCAGUUCUGGGUGGGGUUUGGCUUGCUCAUAUAUGAUUUGCUGCCCAAGAUAGGAAGGAGAUUGGUCAGCUCCUUUUGGCGGAGCCGGCCAAUUGCGCGCAGGAAUCAUUGACUAAGUCAAUCCACCAUAGAACUCGACCUCCACCACUUCUUCUAGUAUGUCUUAUCUACCUACCAUCUUCUUAUUUUUCUCGUGUUUUCAGAUAUACUCUGGCUGCUUUAAGCUGUUCAAUUUCACAAAAUGAACGUAAAGAACAUACGCAUCUGCAUAUUCGUAUCAUUAAAGCUUUCUAUAUUUAGCUUUGUCCUUCUGCUAGAAAAGUCUUUUGCUGUAGAUUUGCAGUUUGUAGCAUGCGAGCCAAAAAGAUGCCCACAUGGUCAAAGCAUAAGCUACCCCUUUUACCUUCAAGGCCAGCAGGAGCCCUAUUGUGGUGUCCCUGACUUCAAUAUCAGUUGUAAUGGCCAGGGGUAUCCAAUUCUCCUCUUAUCUGAAAAUGAGUAUGUUGUUCAAAACAUUUCGUACGAAAACAAUACCUUUCGUGUUUAUAAUGCUGCUGCUAAUCAAGGGUUCGGGGCAAGCUGUCAUCCCCAUAUUAGGAAUUGGACUACAACUGGAAAUGAAAUUUUUGCAGAGUUGAGCCUGAGUUAUUCUUCACGAGCGAUCAAUUUAUUCUCAAAUUGCAGUAGACCAUUGUUAGAGCCUCUUAAGAGGUACGAGCCGGUUGGCUGUGAUGAAGGAGGGAAAGGAAACACAUCGAGCUUGGUAAUGUUUCAUGAUAACAAGAACUUGAUCUCUGCUUUGGAGCACUGCACAGAGAAUGUGGUGGCACCAGUAGAGAGAUGGGAAGAUGAGAGAAGCAAUGAUGUGGUCAAAUAUGAUAAGUUAUUGAGAAGGGGAUUUGAGUUGCAGUGGAGAGUAAGCAGUUGCAGUGAAUGUAAAGGAAGUGGAGGGCGGUGUGGGUUUAAUUCUACCACUCAGAUGUUUAAGUGUUUCUGUCCCGAUAGACCUCAUUCCAGUACUUGCAAACCUCAAAUGGGAAAAAGUAAAACGAAGGUUAUUAUAAUUGCAGUUUUAGGAGCUGUUAUAUUGAUCCUCACUUUGAGUUUGGUGGUGUUCGUUCUUCGGAGUCAGAAGAAGGGAUGUUGUUGGGGUUCUUCCCAAUUCUUUCCAGAUAACACUACCUCUGAUGAUCUCUCCUUGAAACAAGACCUUGAGCAUGAUAGUAAAUACUUUGGGAUUCAUGUCUUUUCUUACUCUGAGCUUGAAGAAGCUACAAACAGUUUUGAUUCUUCCAAAGAACUUGGAGAUGGAGGGUUUGGGACUGUUUAUUAUGGCAAACUUCGGGAUGGAAGGGAAGUCGCAGUGAAGCGUUUAUAUGAGCACAACAACAAGAGAAUGGAGCAGUUCAGAAAUGAGAUUGAGAUUCUGACCUGCCUUAGACACCCUAAUCUUGUAACCCUUUAUGGCUGCACAUCAAGACUCAGCCGUGAACUCCUCGUUUAUGAAUACAUCCCUAAUGGAACAGUUGCUGAUCACCUCCACGGAGAGAGAGUAAAAGAUGGAUCACUCACCUGGCCCAUCCGCAUGAGUAUUGCGGUGGAAGCAGCUGGUGCACUGGCUUACCUCCACGCUUCUGGCAUAAUACACCGAGAUGUGAAGACUUCAAACAUUCUUCUCGAUGAAAACUUUUGUGUCAAAGUUGCUGAUUUUGGGCUUUCAAGACAUUUUCCCAACAAUGUUUCACAUGUCUCCACUGCACCUCAAGGAACACCUGGGUAUGUCGACCCUGAGUACCAUGAGUUUUACCAACUCACUGAUAAAAGUGAUGUUUACAGUUUCGGAGUUGUCCUUAUUGAGCUCAUAUCAUCGAUGCCUGCUGUGGAUAUAAGUCGGCAUAGGCAUGAGAUCAACUUGUCAAACUUAGCCAUGAACAGGAUAAUCCGGCAUGCGUUUAAUGAGUUGAUUGAUCCAUUUCUAAGGUUUGAGACAGAUGCUGAAAUUUUGAGGAUGACUACUUCUGUGGCCGAGCUUGCUUUUCGAUGUUUGCAACCUGAGAAGGAUAUGCGGCCUACCAUGGAUGAUAUUCUGGAAACAUUGAAGGAAAUCCAAGUGCCGCAAAGGCUCCCACCUACGGUGGUAGGGGGGUCGGAUGUACGCAAUCUUACCCCUGUACUAAAGCACAGAGAGGCUGUUUCCGGAUGACCCAUAGUGAAAAUCGCGUCCAAAAUUGCAUGGAUUGACUACUGGUUCAUAACAAAGAAGAGCAGACAGUUUAAUGAGUCAUUUUGCUUUAUUCCAUCAUAUUAUCAAACCAAAAAAUAAUGAAUCUUUGGCUCUAUUGCAAAUGAUGGAAAGAUUAAUAUUAAUAGCAAUAUAAAUAUAAUAUGAAGGUGAUAUAGAGCUUUUGUUUUAUUAAAAGUAUAUAAAUGUGAAAAAAUAAUCAUUUAUUAUUUCUUCAGAAUAUUGUGUUUACAUCAUAUUUUUAGUACUAAUAAUCCAUACCUAACCAAUAAUGUACAUUUUUGAUAAUUUACAGUAAUUUUC